Messenger RNA from Patiria miniata (bat star), 4056 nucleotides. RefSeq names its product multiple epidermal growth factor-like domains protein 10. Bases 1638 to 3671 code for a protein of 677 amino acids. Gene Ontology annotation, cellular component: plasma membrane; protein-containing complex. The record is from RefSeq and is a predicted model, not a curated record. Lineage: Eukaryota; Metazoa; Echinodermata; Asteroidea; Valvatida; Asterinidae. The transcript has 13 exons. Gene Ontology annotation, biological process: establishment or maintenance of epithelial cell apical/basal polarity; heterophilic cell-cell adhesion.
AUGUAGGCAGUGAGCUGAUGGAUUUCCUAGAAUGUUUCAGAUCUGCUGUGGACGUGCAGGAGUAUUUUUUGUCCAUGGAGGAUGACGUAAGACAUAUAUCUCCAGAUGCUGAUAAGCAUUGCAUUCCAACAAUAUCAGUCCUCUGAAUAGUUGGGAUUUAGUGGCUUGAUAGCCUGAUGAUACAAGUGCAGCAUCUGCAGCAGGUACAUGCAUGUAUAUUACAAACCCCACAGCUCUGGUUCUAUUUCUCAUUAAUACUGAGUAGCCUGGGAGGCAAUACGUGUCUUUAAUCCCAGCCUGUACAUGCACCUGAUCCCAAUCUAUAUUGUAUGGAGGCCAGGCUAUGCAUCCAUACUGAAACCAAUAUUGCCUGCAUCCCUGACUGAUCCAUUGUGGUGCUUCUGAGAGGCUGGCUCCAGUCUUUUCUCCUAGUAUUACCCAAUAUGCGUGUGCCUGGGCCGGUCUACAAACAUCAGCGUUUAAUAUAUUGCAAGGCAAAUAUAUGGUUGUGAGUUGAUGGGAGCUGUACCGGCAGAGCCUGGAGAUUAAAAAACUCAUCAGCCAAUCAGGUGAGAGCUGGGAGAGUCGGCACUGGGGCCUGUGUGUCACCGACUGGCGCUAUUAUGAGUUCGCUACGGCCGAUGGUGGAAAGGUGCUUAUAAAGAGUGCUUUGAAGCUAGAAAUAAUAUGCCCACAUCAAUUGCAAGAUUAGAACUUGGAUGGUGAGGUUACCAUUUUGCUUAGAUUUUCUGGACUGCAUUUUUGAGUUUCAGUUUGCAAACUAUAUCUGUACAGGAAACAUUGACCCUGGAUUCAUUGUUGUGAAGCACUGAUCCAUAGCCCUUCACAUUAAGCAACGUCUACUGGCUGCUCACAGUGGCCAGGUUUUACACCUGCACACAGUGGCUAGGUUUUACACCGGGAGGUGGUAUUACUAUAUCAGUGCUACAUGUGGUUUUUUUUAACUGAUUGAGAUGCGUUCCAGUGCAGGACUAUAGAUACAUGUACACAAGCUGUUAAAAAGAAGAGCUUUGAAGGACUGAUGACCUGUUAGUACACAGUUUGCUUAUUUCACGCUGAACUUGGACAACUUGUAGAUAGCAUCUUAUUAGAGGUGAUCAGCCGCUUCAUGAUAGCAGAACAUGGACAUUGAGCCGUAGACCGUGAUAUGAAGAGACCUGGUGGGGCUGGCAUUAUUGUAGAUGUACCAGGUACACAGUUGAUGACCUGGUAGUACUUUGUACCCACUAAACGACAACACGCUUUGGGUCUGGGUGUGUAAUCACCUGACUGUUAAUGAGUGCCAGGCCGAUAGGGAGGACAGGCAGAUACGACUGGAUGAGUUGGCGGCUGAGUCCAUACACUUACACCAAGGUUGGAAUGAAGUAGUGUCUACCACAAACACUUAAGUCGUCUUCAGACAGAGAGAACAAUUGCUGUCAUUUGGUGGUUUGUACAAUUUGUGGUUUGAGGAGAGGUCUGCUGCUUUCACAGAGACUCGCUGUCAGAGAAUUGUAGUUGGAUUUGGAUCAACAAACGAUCUUUUGCAGUGGUGAUAAGUAACUCUGAAACUUCACUGCUUGUCAAAUUCCAUAUUCUGUGUUAUUUGCCAAGGAAGUGUGUCAUACAAACUUAAAAUGGGAAAGUACUACAACAUCAAGAGUGAAGAAGGGAUCGCCAUUGAGCAACCCAAGAAGACAAUAUUUGAUAUUGUCUUCUCUUACAUCUUCAAAACUGUCAUCGUUGUCUUCAUUGUGAUAGGUUUCAUCUUUAUCAUUGUAACGGCAAGUACUGAUUGGACGGUUAACGUGGUGGGUGGAAACAAAGAAAUUUGUACUCUUUCUUGUGAGAAUGGGGACUUGAACUUGAAGCGUUGUGAAUGUCAGUGUGAGAAGGGCUGGAAUGGAUUGAGAUGUAACAUCCCCCUUCAACCAGAAAACACAUCCAUUCCGACAUGUAACUUGGAUUGUGGGGAUCAUGGCAGAGUCCAGUCUGAUCAAUGUCAAUGCCAGUGUGAUGACAACUACUAUGGUGAAUCCUGUGACAAGAUGUGUGACAAGACAUGUGACCAUGGCACAUUGGACCAUGACACUUGUUCCUGCCAGUGUAAUAUUGGUUACUAUGGUGAUACAUGCCAAAGUACAGCUGACCAGCUUUGCAAUAAUGGUAGCUACUGUCAAAAUGGAGGCACAUGUCACCAAGUGGAAGAUGGCAAGACAAGAGAGCUGCUGUUUCUUUGCAAAUGUAGCCCUUCAUUUACUGGUGAUCGUUGCGAGACUCCAAAAUGCAACCUGGAUUGUGGUGUGCAUGGUCAUAUUGAUGACACCGAAUGCAGAUGUGUAUGUGAUGAAGACUACAGGGGAACACUCUGUCAAUUGUUGGUUGAUGACCAUACAGAGCCCUGUGGACCAGAAUAUGAACAUUAUUGCAUGAAUGAUGGAAUCUGUUUGCAUCUGAAGGGUAUCAUGAAGCCAUCUUGUAGGUGUCCCAUGCUGUAUUAUGGGUUACGUUGUGAUCGUCUGGAGCCGGAACUUGACUGUGGUUGCAUGAAUGGCGGAGAGUGUCAAUAUAACGAAACAAAACAGAGAUAUGAGUGCAUUUGCCUCAAAAAAUUUACCGGUGAGCGAUGCCAGUACAAGUCCCUACCACCGGUUCGUCCUAUAGUAGGUCCACCCCUCCAUCAUCGUGCACAUCGGGUCAAACGCUAUAUGUUAUCUGAUACACAAGAUAGUUCUCGCAAGUUGAUAAUCACCAUCUGUGUAAUCUUCGUGGCUAUGCUGAUUGUCACUGGUCUGGUUGUCAUUGUUUAUGUCCGAAACAGGAACGCUCGUGAGAAAGAACGUCAGGAAAAACUUGAAGAGAUAAUUCGAGAUCAGCGUAAUGGGAUGAGACUGCGAGCCUCAUUGCAGUCAACAGGAGCUGGAGGGAGCUACCCGGCUGAUGACAUCGAGAUGACUAGUUUUCGCAGCAACCCCAACCAGCAGCCACAGGUCAAGAUGGUGUCCGAGCAACAGCCUAUCGAUCGUUGCCAAGCUGUGUCCACUGUUGCACGGAAUUGUCCAGCAAGAUCCUCUCAAACAAGCCUGCACUCCAACGCUAGUCAGGGGGACACCAGGGGCAAUUCAGCUACCAAAGGAGGUAAAGAAGGCUAUGAGGCUGUGCCAACACAGGAACCUACAAGUCCUGAGGGGGUACCAGCUAAGAAUGACUCAGAUACAUCAUUGGAAGGGCCAGGAGACCCAGACACAUUGCCUGACAAACACCCACGGGCAUCUAGUGAUCUGGGCAGUGAGAGUGAAGAAUCAGAUGGAGAGGGUGAUGUCAUUGAUGUACCAAACCCUCAGAUACAGGCCCUCCAAAACCACCUGGGGGGUAGCGACCAUGACAGUGGGGACUACACAUGGGAUGAGCAUAGUUCCCCUGGGUUACGGAUAACAUCACCGUACGCACAUGAUACGUCACCCUUGCAUCAACCAAGAGGUAGGGGGCACUUGAAUGGUGUUGAAAGCAACAGGUCACCUGAUCAAGUCAAUAUCCAUGAAAAUCCUCUGGAGAAUCCAGGCUCCAAGACGGAUGCAAUGAAUAACGUCAUGUCUGGCAGUCCUAAGGAUGCCUACUAUGCUGACAGGUUAAAAGAUGUGGUAGAAGGCAGCCCACCGUCAGCCGUUUGAAGCCAUUCACAUCUUUGCAUUGUAAGAUAAAGCCUUGAUAUUUAUAUUUGAUAAGUGUAUAGAGAGCCUACUGUUCAAAGUUUGUGUUUAACCAGAAUGACAAAUCUCACAAGUGAGAUGAUACGUUAUGAGAGAUAAGCCAAGUGAAGAAGAAAUGGGAGAUAGGUUUGCUUUUUAAAAUAGAAUUUUGCAAGUUGUUGCUUUUGGUAGUUUUCAUUGGUUGUAACAUUUUUAUACAAUUUUCUCCAUUCCAAUGAAUGGGUUCAAAGAAAAAUGUUGAGAUUGAAAAAUCACUGUGUCAAAGUGUCUAGCCGGUAGCCAGGAAAGGUGAUUAACCCUGCCAACCAGGGGAGUUGCUAGAACAUUUUCAAAGGGGGGGGGGGGG